Messenger RNA from Piliocolobus tephrosceles (Ugandan red Colobus), 924 nucleotides. RefSeq names its product nucleophosmin-like. Gene Ontology annotation, cellular component: cytoplasm; centrosome; nucleolus. Gene Ontology annotation, molecular function: chromatin binding; histone binding; RNA binding. Gene Ontology annotation, biological process: positive regulation of transcription by RNA polymerase II; chromatin remodeling; ribosomal large subunit export from nucleus. The record is from RefSeq and is a predicted model, not a curated record. Lineage: Eukaryota; Metazoa; Chordata; Mammalia; Primates; Cercopithecidae.
AUGCCAACACCAGAUUUUGACAACAAAAAGAAAGUUAAGGCCGGGGCGUGCCGCCACUCGUUGGCAGAUUCGAUGGACCUACACAUGAGCCCCCUGAGGCCCCAGAACUAUCUUUUCAGUUGGGAACUAAAGGCCAACAAAGAUUAUCACUUUAAGGUGGAUAAUGAUGAAAAUGAGCACCAGUUAUAUUUAAGAAUCGUCAGUUUAGGCACUGAUGCAAAGGAAGAAUUGCACAUUGUUGAAGCAGAGGCAAUGAAUUGCGAAGACAGUCCAAUUAAUGUAACACUGGCAACUUUGGAAAUGUCUGUACAGCCAAUGAUUUUCCUUGGGGGCUUUGUAAUAACACCACCUUGGUUGAAGUGCGGUUCAGGGCCAGUACAUACUAGUGGGCAGCACUUAGUAGCUGUGGAGAAAGAUGCAGAGUCAGAAGAUGAAGAGGAGGAGGAUGUGAAACUCCUGAGUAUAUCUAGAAAGCAGUCUGCCCCUGGAGGUGGUAGCAAGAUUCCACAGAAAAAAGUAAAACUUGCUGCUGAUGAAGAAGAUGAUGAUGAUGAAGAGGAUGAUGAUGAUGAUUCUGAUGAUGGGGAAACUGAAGAAAAAGCACCAGUGAAGAAAUCUCUACAAGCAACAAAAAACAGGAAAAAACUCCUAAAAACACCAAAAGGACCUAGUUCUGUAGAAGACAUUAAAGCCAAAAUGCAAGCAAGUAUAGAAAAAGGUGAUUCUCUUCCCAAAGUGGAAGCCAAGUUCAUCAGUUACGUGAAGAAUUGCUUCCAGAUGACUGGCCAGGAGGCUAUUCAAGAUCUCUGGCAGUGGAGGAAGUCUCUUGAAGAAAAUAGAAACAUGUAUAGAAGAAAGAACCCUGUCCUGGCAGUGUUUCUGGCUCUGCAGCCAGCUGUCCGUGGCACCCGGGAAAGCCCCUAG